This is a messenger RNA of Scylla paramamosain (green mud crab), 3100 nucleotides long. RefSeq lists its product as uncharacterized. Lineage: Eukaryota; Metazoa; Arthropoda; Malacostraca; Decapoda; Portunidae. Bases 1783 to 2532 code for a protein of 249 amino acids. The transcript has 7 exons. The record is from RefSeq and is a predicted model, not a curated record.
UCCUUUUUAUUAUUUCUGUGUUUCUUUGAGUCUCCCCAAUAAUUGUUUUCUUUUGUAGCUUGCGGUGAAGAGGAGGAUAAUAGCGGUAAUUAAAGGUUUAGUGAUUAUAUGAAAAAGUAUAUUUAUAAGGCGUGUAUUCGUGGGAGUGAUUUAAAAGUCUUGAAACAUUUCUUAUAAAUAGUCUUACUUAUUUCAACUGUGGUUUUCUCUAAUCAGUGGUAAUACGAAUAAUAGGAUUACAUCAUGUUGCGUCAGCCUACCAGUAACUCAUAAGGUGUCAUUCCCUAGCUUAUAAAAUAUGUUAGUAAUUUAGAAUUCAAUUAUUAACUUCAACUAAUGUCCAGCCUAUAUGCUCACCUUGCUAGCCAAUUAUUCCUGCAUUUUUAUUUAAACUCACGGUUCAGUAAAAUUAUUUGUGAAAGAAGAGAGAGAGAGAACUAGCUAAGGUUCCAAUAACUUCAGAGGCCUGUGGGUGUUGAGGGAGAGAGCACAGAAUGGCGUCUCCCUUCCCUCUGGCAACAGAAUGGCGUCUCCCUUCCCUCUGGCAACAGAAUGGCGUCUCCCUUCCCUCUGGCAACAGAUAAAAUUGCUGGUGUUGGUCCCACGUGGAAACAGGCCACAGAGUCUUGGGAAAGUGUUAGCCAUGUAAUGUUUCUUUAGUCAAAUAUAGUCUACUGUGAAUGUGUUGUGGGCAAUAUUAUUGCCGUAGAGAAGUGAUGGAUGAAGGCUGUGACGCUAUUUAGGGAUAUAACGGUGCCCAGAAUCAAUGGUACUCUUGAGGAGUUAUAAAAGUAAUUAUUUUCUUGUGUAUUCGUAGUGUUAAGUAACGGAGUAUAAGUGUAUAUGCCAUACCAGAAUUUCAAGUGCCUUUUCUUUUUUUUUCUAGAUUAACCACUCGAUAAAGUGUCAUAGUGGGUCAGUCAACCCAAAGAAUCCCAUCAGUAUUAUUCAUUUAAUUAUUUUUGCUAUUUUUAUAUUUUUCGUUCCUCCUAAUAAAGCCACACUGUAGGUACUGUGUGAUAAUUAACCUCUCCCUACCCUCUGGCCAUGACGAUGAAGGCGAGAACCAUUACCAAUCAAAAAUGUUUUCUUUUUUUCUAUUGUGUGUGCGUGCUUCACCUCUUCUCUCUUCCUCUUCUUUUUUCUUCUUCACCGUGAAGAUCUUUGCCUCGUCUCAUUAGAGCUUUGAUCGGACCGGUGAGGAGGAGGGAGGAGGGGGGGGUGGCGUUACACACACAAAGGAAGUUAACAACAUUUCUACAUUAAUAACAGGAGAUACACCAUUGAAAACCCUGAUAAUCAUCUUUAUAGCUUUGAAAAACAGUCGUGAGGAGAGAGAGAGAGAGAGAGAGAGAGUAUGAGCAUUUCAGUUGAGCCUAUUCUGCCCUGGUUUGUGUUUGCUGCGGUGACACGGUGCCGCACUGAGUGAAGAUUGCGUUCAUAAUCACUUAUUUGGGGUGGAGUGGGGAAAGGAGAGUCAGGAAGUGAGGAUAUUUAUAUUAUUUGACAUAUUAUUUGAUAACAUGUCAACUUUUGUGUGUGUGUGUGUGUGUGUGUGUGCGCGGGGGUGGGUGUUGGAUCAGUGACAGGUGGCGCUGCUGGGGAGUUACCACUGCGAGCGGCUGGCUGGCUGCAGUGUUUUGGUCAGCACUGGUCAGUCUUGCCCCACACGCUCUAUUAACCAGUGUUUCCGUCUUCCCGACACCUUCUUCCUGCACCAAGCACCGUCAAGCAUCACCAGAGAGGCACGAGUACGUAAGCUAUCCAACAUCAGAACAGUAUAUGAAUAUGGCAAAUGCUGUUUUGACAUCAUUUCCUGCCAUCCUGAGAAACAGUGAUCUCGAGGAGCAUGAAAUGCAGCUGCAAUGGAAAUUGCGCAUCCAGUGCAAGUUUCAGAAUUCAAGAAAGAGGCAGGAUUCCUCAGUGACUGAGGUGACGUCAAGGAAAAAGAAGAUCCCUUGCAUAGCGCCAAAAGAGACUACAUGUCCACUGAUGUAUGGAGUAAAGGCUAACCUUCCACCAAGGCUUCAUUCAGAAGAUGAUGAGUCAUUAGAGAGACAUAGACAGUGGCUUGCUCUACACUGGAUGAAGAAAGAUCCCGAGUUAGAUAAGGCUGAACGCCUCAUGCAGUUGACACUCUCUGAGAGAUGCAAAAAAAUAAUCAAUGGGAACAUUCUUGUAGCAGAAAUCCUGAACUUGUACCCAUGGAUUCAGACUUUUGAUGGUAUAAUCAAGGAGUUCCUGAGAUUAGAACCACAAGCGGAUGAACCAGACCCAAGAGUAGCAGUUUUGAAAGGGCUGGAGAAAUAUAGGCUCCCAAUAACUGCCAUUCUCAAAAAAAGAAAAGCAGUUCCUCUGUAUAUGGAAACCUUACUUGAACUCUAUGACCAUGAUGAAAGUCAAUAUGCUUGCUUAGUUAUAUUGGGGUUACUUCACCUGCUUGGAGAAAGGAAAGAUUCCAUUUUUACUAAGGUACCAGAAGAAGAACUAAGAACAGGGCAGUCUAGUGUGUAUUUGAUGGUGCACCUGUAGCUGAACCAACAUGUAUUUCUAUGGCUGUAGUCUCAUUGGUAGCAGGGCUUUGUGUUUAAUAUUGAACACCCAAAAAAUUGUGAACAUUUCCUCCGUUUCACAACAUCCCAUCUCUUAGGUAUCAAGUAUGACAAAGGUAACACUUCAAAAAGAAGAUCUCUACUUGUAAAACUCAAUGAAGUAAAGACAGAAUUGAGCUACAAAAAUGCGUAAAUCUGCUUCCAAAUAUAUUCAACUCCACACAUAAUGCCUCUCUCUCUCUCUCUCUCUCUCUCUCUCUCUCUCUCUCUCUCUCUCUCUCUCUCUCUCUCUCUCUCUCUCUCUCUCUCUCUCUCUCUCUCUCUCUCUCUCUCUCUCUCUGUCACAUAUACACACACACACACACACACACACACACACACAGUAGUCAAUUACUAGUUAAUGAUUAAACAGUGAAAUAAAUACAUAACAUUGUUAAUAAGUUUUCUAAAAGGAAAAGGAAAUACUUGUACUUCCCCUUCCCCCACCCAGUAUUCAUGAAAUCUUACUGAAUUGUUAUCUUGUGUUAUAUAUAUAUAUAUAUAUAUAU